UCUGAUUUAAAGAUAGCGGUCCUAAUGAAUAUAUAAAGCCCCGCAGCUGCAUUGAAAAUGAAUUUUUCCCUUGCAGGAAUUUAGUUGACUUUCUUAUGAGGGUUUUAAUGAAAAUCAAAAGAGCUCACCAUCAUUUCAACAUGAAUUUCACUUAGAAAUCUUGCACAGAUUGAGCUGCUAAUCAUCUGCAUUAUACAAAAAAUGCAAAUAUAACAUGCAGCUAGUACACAGUAAGGAGAGCAAGGGUCAAAUCCGCAGCAACCCAACAAAAUUCCCUUAACUGCUGAAUGGUGUCAUGAAUCAUGUAAGAAAAGUGCAGGGGAAAAAAAAAAAUCCACUCACAGUUGAGAAGAGAUUCUCGGUUUGAAAAACUUCUUGGCUCCACACUCGCUUGGCUCUACACACCAGCCGCACCAGCAGCAGCUUGACCGCUGCUGCUCGGGCCAGUGUGUUAUCCUGUGGGGCCAGUUGGAGUGAAGGGGGGGAGAAAAAAGUCUCCCUGUUCUUCCAUGAUCCUUUUGAUGCUUGGUAGUAUUACAGUAGAAUAAGUCCUCUGUCAUUGGUUGAAUAGGCUGGACUGCCUACUGUGACAGUGCAUGGGGCCUCUCAUGCCCAAAAGGAACGCAGUGGUGCAUCUCAAAGCAGAAAAGGGGCCAAAAUGAGAGGGGGCAGAAUUUAUCGAUAACCUCCUCCCUUUCUGGAUGAUGUAGUUGAAUCUUCUAUAAGUUUAAAAAAAAAAAAGAAAAAAGCUGAGUCUUGUCUGGCAUAGUAAUAAGUUGAUGUGAUUAGUUUCUGCUGUCACUGCUGCUGCUGCUGCUGUUGCUGCUGCACAAGUCUAGACUCCGAUCCAGCGUGGAUCUGGAGUCCAUGUCAGGUUUUGGUGGAGUCCUGGGCUCAGACGGCUUCUGCAGACGGCAGCCUGCUCUCCACUGCACUGGCGCUGUUUACUGGAAGCCCGCUCCGCGCUGCUUCCACCAAGUGUCUCAACACUGUGAGCGGGAUCUUUUCCAGAGGCGAGCCGCUGAAAAAAAAAAAAAAAACUCUUCACAGCCCCAUUCAGAGGAGCAAAGGAGAGACAUCGGCGUCCAAAGUGGCGGAGAGUAGCGGAGAGGUCUUCGUCUUCUCCCUCUUCUUCAUCAGACACUGAAAGCCCCACUCAGUCUGUCCCUCUCAGUCAACUCUUUUUUUGGGGGGGUCCCCGAGCUCCGCUUCUCCUCUCUCUGUCUUCUUGUUGCUGCUCGGUGAGUGAAGGCGCACAGGAAGAAUAGAUGCACAGAGAAGGCGAAUGAGGUGUUGAUGAGUUAGGACUGAGCGCAGAGACACAACACCUUUGCUUGCCAUGGAAGUGUGUGUCCGGAGCACAGGGGGAUGUACGGGCUGAGAGGGGGACCCGCCGCCUGAUAGCACAGCCUCUGUCCCAGAUAAGGGGAGCAUGCCUCAGACCUGCAGACUCACUCUCUUCGCUGCAGAGGAGUUCCCAUCAGACUGUCUUUCCACAAUCUGACAUUUUUUUUUUUUUUUAAACAAUUCAAAAUUUCCUCCACAGUGACUUCAUAUAAGCCUGUUCGGCUUCACUGCUUUUCCAGAAAGGUAAGAGGAUCAAUGAUGAGCAUCUCUGAGACCACUUGGCUUGGACUUUUUUAAUCAGAACGUUUUAGUCACAACACAAACCUGCCACAGACCAUCAACACCAGGCGCCAUGGCAUGCUCCCUGUGGAAACUGCACACCUUCUGCUGGUUUAUCAUCACACUAGCUCAAGUUCACUCCACACAGGGGUUUAGUCGGGCUGCCCUGCCAUUUGGCUUAGUACGGAGAGAGCUGUCUUGUGAGGGUUACCCCAUCGAUCUGCGGUGUCCAGGAAGUGAUGUCAUAAUGAUUGAAAGUGCCAACUAUGGCCGAACAGAUGACAAGAUCUGCGAUGCCGACCCUUUCCAGAUGGAGAACAUCAACUGCUAUCUUCCAGAUGCCUACAAGAUAAUGUCACAAAGAUGCAACAAUCGGACCCAGUGCAUUGUGAUCACAGGUUCAGAUGUCUUCCCUGACCCCUGCCCAGGGACCUACAAGUACCUGGAGGUCCAGUAUGAGUGUGUGCCCUACAGUCCAUGCCCAACCAGAAUAGGACCAAGAACACAGAAUGUAUCCUAUCGCAACUGCCCUGUUUUUCUUUGUCCUGGGACUCUGAAAGCUGUCGGUGACCCUUCCUUUCUAUUUGAAGCGGAGCAACAAGCUGGUGCCUGGUGCAAAGACCCACUGCAAGCUGGCGACAAAAUCUAUUUUAUGCCUUGGACUCCUUAUAGGACAGACACUCUCAUUGAGUAUUCCUCCCUGGAUGACUUCCAAAACGCCCGACAAACCGUCACCUACAAGCUGCCCCACCGGGUGGAUGGGACUGGAUUCGUGGUCUACGAUGGAGCCGUGUUUUUCAACAAGGAGCGUACCCGCAACAUUGUGAAGUUUGACCUGCGAACUCGAAUCAAAAGUGGGGAAGCCAUCAUCAAUAAUGCCAACUACCACGACACCUCGCCCUACAAGUGGGGUGGUAAAACAGACAUUGACCUGGCGGUAGAUGAGAACGGGCUGUGGGUGAUCUACGCCACAGAACAGAACAACGGCAUGAUGGUAAUCAGCCAGUUGAACCCCUACACGCUACGUUUUGAGGCUACCUGGGACACGGCCUAUGAUAAGCGCUCAGCCUCCAAUGCCUUCAUGGUCUGUGGAGUACUGUAUGUGGUCCGCUCCACCUAUGAAGACAAUGAGAGCGAGGUCAGCAAGAGCCUGAUCGAUUACAUUUACAAUACCAAACAGAACCGUGGGGAAUAUGUUGAUAUCCACUUUCCCAACCAGUACCAGUACAUUGCAGCUGUGGAUUACAAUCCGCGAGAUAACCAGCUCUAUGUGUGGAAUAAUUUUUACAUCCUGAGAUACAAUCUGGUGUUUGGUCCUCCUGAUCCAGCUCAUGCUCCGCCACUGUCAGAAGCCACCGUGUCCCCUCAGCCUCUGAGAACUACAACCACCACCACAACAACCACAGUGCACUGGGGUGUGGCCAACACUACCACCACAACAGGGCUCAAGGAAGGCAACAAGGGAGCACCCAAGCCGCCUCCUGUGAUUCCACUCACUACUUCCCCUCCACCCCUGGAGUCCUUCCCUUUACCCGAGCGCUUCUGUGAGGCCACCGAGAGAAGAGACAUAAUGUGGCCUCAGACCCAGAGGGGCAUGCUUGUAGAGCGACCUUGCCCCAAGGGAACACGAGGCACAGCCUCUUAUUUAUGUGUCCUUUCCACUGGGGCCUGGCACCCGAAGGGCCCUGAUCUCAGCAACUGUACCUCCCACUGGGUCAACCAAGUAGCCCAGAAGAUCCGCAGCGGUGAAAAUGCAGCUAACUUGGCCAACGAGUUAGCCAAGCACACCAAAGGCCCCAUCUUUGCCGGGGACGUCAGCUCAUCAGUGCGCCUGAUGGAGCAGCUGGUGGACAUCCUGGAUGCUCAGCUCCAGGAGCUCAGACCCAGCGAGAAGGAUUCUGCAGGACGGAGCUUCAACAAGCUUCAAAAACGAGAAAGGACAUGCAGGGCAUACAUGAAGGCCAUUGUGGACACGGUAGAUAACCUUCUACGACCAGAGGCUUUAAAGUCUUGGCAAGACAUGAACAGCACAGAGCAAACACACGCCGCCACCAUGUUACUAGAUACUUUGGAGGAAGGGGCCUUUGUCCUUGCCGACAACCUCAUGGAACCUGCCAUCGUCAAAGUUCCUGCAGACAAUAUAAUCCUAGAUGUGUAUGUACUCAGCACGGAUGGCCAGGUCCAGGAUUUUAAAUUUCCACAAUCCAGCAAGGGCGGUAUCUCAAUCCAGCUCUCGGCCAAUACCGUCAAGCUCAACAGUCGGAAUGGAGUUGCUAAGCUGGUGUUUGUGCUCUACAGAAAUCUGGGCCAAUUCCUCAGUACAGAAAAUAACACCAUCAAGAUGGCCAACGAGGCUUACGGCCGCAACGUGUCAGUGGCCGUCAACUCUGACAUCAUCGCUGCCUCGAUCAACAAAGAAUCCAGUCGUGUAUUCAUUAAUGACCCGGUGGUUUUUACCCUGGAGCACAUUGACAUGGAGAACUACUUCAACUCCAAUUGCUCCUUCUGGAAUUACUCUGAGAGGAGUAUGAUGGGCUACUGGUCCACCCAAGGCUGCAAACUCCUGGACUCCAAUAAAACACACACCACCUGCUCCUGCAGCCACCUCACCAACUUCGCCGUCCUCAUGGCGCACCGUGAAAUCUCGGUUAACGACAGAGUGCACGAGCUGCUCCUGACUGUCAUCACUCGUGUUGGGAUUGUGGUGUCCCUCGUCUGUCUCACCAUCAGUAUCUUCACUUUCUGCUUCUUCCGAGGCCUGCAGAGCGAUCGCAACACCAUCCACAAGAACUUGUGCAUCAAUCUCUUCAUUGCCGAGUUAAUAUUCCUAAUUGGUAUCGAUAUGACGGAACCUAGGAUUGGAUGCGCCAUCAUUGCGGGGAUCCUUCAUUUCUUCUUCCUGGCUUCCUUCUCCUGGAUGUGUCUUGAGGGUGUCCAGCUGUACCUCAUGCUCGUGGAGGUCUUUGAAAGUGAAUACUCACGGAAAAAGUACUACUACGUAUCUGGUUACCUCUUUCCUGCCAUCGUGGUCGGCGUCUCAGCAGCUAUUGACUACAGGAGCUAUGGGACCAAGAAAGCGUGCUGGCUAAGUGUGGAUAAUCAUUUCAUAUGGAGUUUUAUAGGACCUGUCACCUUUAUCAUCAUGCUCAAUCUCAUCUUCCUGGUCAUCACUAUGUACAAAAUGGUGAAGCACUCUACCACCCUGAAACCAGACUCUAGCCGACUGGAGAAUAUAAAAUCCUGGGUCAUGGGCGCCUUCGCUCUGCUGUGUCUGCUGGGUCUGACGUGGUCCUUUGGUCUCUUCUUCAUCAACGAGGCCUCGAUUGUCAUGGCGUACCUCUUCACCAUAUUCAACACCUUCCAAGGAAUGUUUAUCUUCAUCUUCCAUUGCCUUCUCCAGAAAAAAGUCCGCAAAGAGUACAGCAAGUGCUUCCGCCACACGUACUGCUGCGGAGGGCUGCCAACUGAGAGCUCACACGGUUCUGCAAAGACUUCCACCACACGGACCAGCGCACGCUACUCCUCUGGUACACAGAGUCGUAUCAGGAGAAUGUGGAAUGACACCGUAAGAAAGCAAUCUGAGUCCUCCUUUAUCUCAGGUGACAUCAACAGCACCUCAACCCUUAACCAAGGAAUGACCGGGAAUUAUCUACUAACAAAUCCUCUUCUUCGACCACAAGGCACUAACAACCCUUAUAACACCUUACUGGCUGAGACAGUCGUAUGUAACACCCCCACGGCUCCAGUGUUUAACUCGCCAGUGACCUACAGAGAGACAAGGCACUCACUGAACAAUGCGGUGAGGGAUACAAGUGCAAUGGAUACACUACCGCUAAAUGGUAACUUUAACAAUAGCUACUCGCUCCGCAAUGGGGACUUUGGCGACAGUGUGCAGGUAGUAGACUGCGGCCUCAGUCUGGACGAUGCUGCCUUCGAGAAAAUGAUCAUCUCUGAGCUAGUACACAACAACCUGCGUGCCUGUAACAAAAGCCACCAACAGCAACAGCAGCAGCACCCCAGUUUACAUCAUCAGCCCCACCACCAGCAGCCGCCGCAGUACCACCAUCAUCACCACCACGCGGAGCGGGCUCCGCCCAAGGUGACAGUGGUAGGUGGCAGCAGCAGUGAAGACGACGCUAUCGUAGCUGAUGCUUCGUCUUUGGUGCACAUGGGUGACACAGUGGGCCUCGAGCUGCACCAUCAGCAGGAGCUGGAGGCACCGCUCAUCCCCCAGCGGACUCACUCGCUUCUGUAUGCACCCCAGAAGAAGGUGAGGACCGAUGGGGGAGUUGAGACCUUUGUCAGCCAGCUGACACCCACCAACCCUGACGAUAGUCUGCAGUCACCAAACAGAGACUCCUUGUACACUAGUAUGCCUAAUCUGAGGGACUCUCCAUACCCCGAGAGCAGCCCUGAUGUGGUGGAGGACCUGUCCCCCUCCAAGAGGAGCGAGAAUGAGGACGUUUACUACAAGAGCAUGCCUAACUUAGGAGCUGGCAACCAGCUCCAGGCCUAUUACUCGAUAGGCCGAGGGAACAGUGAUGGUUAUAUUAUUCCUAUUACUAAAGAGGGCUGCAUCCCUGAAGGCGAUGUGCGGGAAGGACAGAUGCAGUUAGUCACAAGCCUUUAAAUGUAUUUAAAUCAUCCCCAAACCUCUUCCUGCCCUUUUGCAGCCCUCACCUCUUGGAGGACCCACUAGUGAAGGGAAGGGAAGUCUUUGCUUUAUUUUUGAAGAGAGCCUUGAAGCCCCGUCAUACACACUAGCCAUUUACAAACCUCCCCUCCCCCAUCUGCAUUACCAUCUCCUUUACCCCCAAACAUGCCACUCUUCCCACCUUCCCUGCAGAGCAACAGACUUGGUGCACAGCAAUGGCAGUGCAACGUUUAAAUGAGACUGUACAUAAAAUGCAGAGUCAAAUUUCAAUUUUAAGAGACAAGCCAACUAUGUAUUUAAAUGUGCUGCUGCUGUUGAAUAAUUGAGAAAAAUUUAAGGUACAGAAAUAAAAAAAGACAAAAAAAAAACCCAAAAGGAAACAUUACUGGCUACAUCAGAUCAGCAAUUUCCCAAUCAAAAGGUUGUACAUACACUCCCCAACAUCCUUGUUGAAACCUGUUUUUUUAUUGUGAACAAAACACCCCUAGACCAGGACAUGGACUCCGUUUGUAAAAUGUUCCUGUGCAGACUGUUUGAAAAGGAAUAUAAGGUCCUGGUCGCUAUCCAUCACCAUGAAGUUUGGAUUGUAUAACCACUAGCAAUCAAGCCCCUGGCCUUAUAUUUUCUCAACUGUACAUUGAACUGUUGUCAAGGAAAAUGGCUAAAAUAUAUAUUUUGUUGUAUUGCUAGUGUAAAAUAAAAAUUCAUGGGAAACCGUAAAUAUGAAGAAACCUUUUAAUUGCAAAAUUUAACGUUUGAGAGACUAUUGUGUAGAAGUUGCACAUAUGUUAUACAGUGUGUUUAUGGUUCCAGCACUUCAUUCAUGGUAGUAAGUUUGAACGUAAAGGCUUAUGAAAAGAAAGGAGGAUUCAACAAAUUACAAAGAUGCAUUAUCACAUUUCCCACCUGUGAACAGUGUUUUUGCUUAAUGAGUUCCAUUGAUAUCGCCCAUUGAAAUAUGUUUAUUUGAUUUUGCCCAAGUGGCAUUACUUUAGUAGAAUGGGAAUACAAACAACCCAGUUAAAGUGAUUUAUUUAUUACACAGUUUUUUGUGUAAUUCCGAAUUAAAUAGAUCUUUUUAACAGUCAUGGCAGGGUCAGGGUGAUGGGCAAGCGCAACCGAAAUGAAACCAACUUUUGACAAUAAAGUUUCUAUCAUAAAUGUAGUUCUUCCGCCUGGGUUUGGACAUUUUAUUUAUUAAAAUCUUUCCAAAAAAUAAAUGGGAAAUGUAUGAAUAUUUUCCAGCACUGGUAUACAUGCUGUACUGUAGCUCAUGUUUUUUAUGUAAACAUGUUACCAAGGGGCUCAUCACUUAAGACUGAUGUAAAGUUCAACACUUGUUUAACAAAUAAAAUAAAUGUGAGAUUUUUUGUCAAAUGCCAGUUGCUUUUUAAUGGUUUGUGUUUUUGGUACUAUUUGAGAAAACCGUUUUAAUUGUUUUGGUAUGGAUAAAAUACACUUUUGACUCAGGUUAUAAGUAAGUCCCGAGCACCUUGAACGGUAAAUUGGUGAAUUUGUUUUCUAUGGGAUUUAUUUGCUUUUUGUUCUGCUUUUUCUUCAAUCACUGCAGUGUAGAGAGAGCUCAUUUCACCGUAUGUGUUAGAGAAGCCAAAUCUUUCCAUGUGAUUCAAAGAUGAGAAACUCAGGUAGGAAAAUUGCAUUGUAAAUGUUCCUCUGUGUGGUUGUAACACUAAUAAAGGUUCGAAAAUGA
This is a messenger RNA of Thunnus maccoyii (southern bluefin tuna), 7991 nucleotides long. RefSeq names its product adhesion G protein-coupled receptor L2a (gene adgrl2a). Bases 1700 to 6256 code for a protein of 1518 amino acids. Gene Ontology annotation, molecular function: carbohydrate binding; G protein-coupled receptor activity. NCBI's taxonomy places the organism in Eukaryota, Metazoa, Chordata, Actinopteri, Scombriformes, Scombridae. The record is from RefSeq and is a predicted model, not a curated record. Gene Ontology annotation, biological process: adenylate cyclase-activating G protein-coupled receptor signaling pathway; cell surface receptor signaling pathway; brain development. The transcript has 24 exons. Gene Ontology annotation, cellular component: neuron projection; membrane.